Stylophora pistillata is the source of this 3097-nucleotide messenger RNA. RefSeq lists its product as uncharacterized. NCBI's taxonomy places the organism in Eukaryota, Metazoa, Cnidaria, Anthozoa, Scleractinia, Pocilloporidae. Gene Ontology annotation, molecular function: calcium ion binding. The record is from RefSeq and is a predicted model, not a curated record.
UGCGAGCCAGUUUUGCCCUGCAGAGAUGGCUAUACCACUUUCGAAAAAACUCGGUUCUCUCUUUUGUGCAACGACUGUUGUCUUCAUAUCUUUACCUUGCUGGAUUGAAUCUGUAGACAGUGAUGAUUGUAGAAUGAUUGAGUUCAGAGAGAGGAAAGCAAAUAAGGCUCUUAUCAAACAAGUCAUUAGAAGUGAACUAGUACUCCGUGAAGAUGAUUGUCAAAUAAAAUGCUACCUUGAGCCAAAAUGCGUGUCCCUCAACUACGGUCCAUCGGGAGAUGGAGCUUUCGAAUGCGAGCUGAACAGCAAAACCCACUUACAGGUCUCUCCCAGUGACCUAAAGGACAGAAAAGACUUCAUCUACAGAGCAAUUAUUAACCCCUGUGAGAGCAACCCGUGCCCAAGCCAUUCCGUAUGUCAAACGGGGUUUGGUAUCCAUGGAUACCGUUGUGUUUGUCCUGAUAUAUAUCAAGGUUUUCAAAAUCAAGCAGACAACUGGCAAAUGAUCAACAUCGAUCCUGUCUGUUUUGGGACUAAAGGUGACGACUACGGACCUUUUUACAUCCAAGAAGCCGGUCUGAUCUACACAUUUAAACUUGUCCACACAAGUGGCUCAGUGACAUGUUCCACUUCAGAAAAAACAACAACGUGGGGAUGCUCAUUGUCAACUUACGGAAAUCAUAACCUAAUGACAGUGAUAACUUACAGCAACAAAACAGUUCUUCCGCUUGCUGAGUUCGUGAAAGGCGGCGAAGGCAAAUACUAUACAUACCAACUUGACGGUGCUGAUGUCAACUCUACAACAUUGGUGUUUAACCGCCUCCCGACCCCACUUGAUGUAUUAGCUGGACAACAGUUCCAGUUAUGGUAUGCACACGACUUGGUUAAUUUUUCUGAGGAUAAUAACGAUGGUAAGACAUGCGCAGACGUUUUUGCUCUGUACCAUUCACAAUAUGACUGGCGAGUGAUUCAGUUCAAAGCAGGAACGAAGAACAAGAUCCUAACAAAACACGUCAUAAGAAGUGAACAAGUACUGGACAAGGAUAUCUGCGAAUUAAAAUGCUAUUUUGAACCGAAUUGUGUGUCUUACAACUUUGGUCCGCUGGGAGACGGAACAUUUAAAUGCGAGCUGAGUAACAGAACCCGUUUGCAAGUCUCUUCCAGCUACUUCCAGAAUCAGAACGACUUUAUAUACAGAGCAAUCAUUAAUUCCUGUGAGAGCAAUCCUUGUGCUAGUUACUCGACAUGUCAAGCGGGGUUUGGUAAUCGUGGAUACCGCUGUAUUUGCUCUGAUGGAUACGAAGGAGAACAUUGCCAAAAUGAUAUCGAUGAGUGUAGCGAUGGAAGCAACGACUGUCAUUUUGCGGCUAAUUGUACAAACCCCGCUGGAUCAUUCGACUGCAGUUGUAGGUCUGGAUACCUUGGAGAUGGACAGUACUUAUGCUCAGAUAACUGGAAAAAGGUGAACGUUGAUCCUGUCUGUUUUCGAACAAGAAAUAACGACUAUGGAUCCUUUGUAAUCCAGGAAGCCGGUCAAAUCUUGACGUUCAAACUUCUGCAUAUAAGUGGCUCCGUUACAUGUGACACCAAAUUCCCUUCAACUAACUGGGGAUGUUUGAGGCAAGAAUACGGAAAUGACAACUUAAUGACGGUGAUAACUUACAGCAAUAAAACAGUUCUUCCUCUUGCUGAUUUCGUGAAAGGUAACGCCAACAACAAGUACUACACAUACCAACUUGGUGGAGCUGAUGUCAACUCUCCCACGCUUGUGUUUAACCCUCUCCCCACUCCACUGGUUGUAUCGGUUGGACAGCAGUUCCAAAUAUGGUAUGCGCACGACUUGGUUGAUUCCACCGAGUCUAAUAACAGUGGUGAGACGUGCGCAGAUGUUUAUGCUUUGUACUCCUAAACUGAAAUUCAGCACUAAAUUGAAUAAUAGAUUCGGAAGGCCAUUAGUUUUUUUACGGAGAUCGAAGUUAACAAGAUCAAAUUAAAGUCAAACUCAAAGAAAAAAAUCUCAAAAGUACGCCAGAAAGAUUUAUGAAAUGUCAUUGGGAGGUGAAAAAGAAGCCUUUUAGCUAGCUGUUCGAUAAGUAAACUUGAAACGGAAACGGUUUAUAAUUGUUAGGUUUAAUGGAGCAUGAAAUCUCUAAUUAGAGCCCAUACAUAUUUGGGGCUAUCAGUUUCCCAACACGUUCCUUUUGUUAGCUAUUACGAUGAGAAUCCUGGAUAAGAAUCCUGAUUGUGAUAUAGUUCCAUCUGCAACUAGUUCCCCCCUCCCCAAAACACUGUAAUAUUAUCUAAAUUUUUUUACUGCGGUUAUUUAUUACCUUGAGACCUGCGUUCUGUUGUAGAUAAACUUUAACACUACCUUAAAAGGAAAGUGUCAAAUGCAUGUCAACGGUGUGGAGUUCCUUAGCUUUCUCUUUCAUAAGCAACCAAGUUCCAUUUGGUUUCUGUUAUCGUGAUAUUUUAGGAGGGACCGUCAAUUCGGUAUAUUAGUAUAGAUUUUUUCAGACAGUAAAUCAGUAGACUAAAGACUGAGUAUGACCCAUGUUUGUCGGUCUUCCUCGUGCUCCAAUUUAAAUUUGUUUCCAAUAAUUCUCUAUAAUUUUAUUUUGAAUGGCGUACGUGCUAUUUAAAUACAAGAACUGAAACCCUGGGACUCGCCGACGCGGUGUUCCCGCCAACAAAAAUUGGCGCCGACGUCUAUAUCAGGGGCUUUUUGAACAGACGAACUAGAAGUCCCAUUUGUGAUAAUAGUUUAAGCUAAUAACUCUUUGAGCCCACAAUUUUUUCUGGUUUAUAUGGGGCCGAUUGCCGAGAUCCCUUUAGUCUGGUGCUAAUCUAUAAGACACUCUGGUGUUGUUAUUCAUUCACAAUCAUCACAAUCAAUUAAAAUGAAUUUUUUAAAUCUUAUAUGGGUAGAAAAGAAGGAUUGAGAGUUGAAGAGAUGUUAAUUAGACUUGUCUAAGUCUGAAAUGUUUAAUAAUGUUUUGCGGGCGCGCUGCUAUCUACGGCAAUUACAAUAAGACAACAGGCUACUAUUUGCAUGUUAAAACUUCACCAACAAGCAUUUUAAAAUGCUUUUUUAUGA